Nipponia nippon (crested ibis) is the source of this 1140-nucleotide messenger RNA. RefSeq names its product protein O-mannose kinase (gene POMK). Gene Ontology annotation, cellular component: endoplasmic reticulum membrane. NCBI's taxonomy places the organism in Eukaryota, Metazoa, Chordata, Aves, Pelecaniformes, Threskiornithidae. The record is from RefSeq and is a predicted model, not a curated record. Gene Ontology annotation, molecular function: ATP binding; protein kinase activity; carbohydrate kinase activity. Gene Ontology annotation, biological process: carbohydrate phosphorylation; protein phosphorylation; protein O-linked glycosylation.
AUGGAAAAGAAACCGCACUUCGCUAGGAGGGAGUUUCCUCCCAGGGAGGCGUCGUCCCUCUCGUUGGCGUUACUGCUCGCCACCGUCCUGCUCCUUAACGCCCUUCUCUACCUGUACCUCAACAAGUUUUACGUCUCUUCAGGACGCGCCGAAACGGACCCCAGCCUCUGCUCUUUCGGGUACUUCAGGUUGGGAGCGGCAAAGAAUUGCUCCCCAUGGCUCUCCUGCGAAGCCAUAAAUAGGGAAGUCAGGAAACUCAAGUGUGUUGGUGAAGGCGCUGUGAAAAAGGUCUUCCUUUCCGAGUGGAAGGAAAACAAAGUGGUCCUUUCACAGCUCACCAAUUCAGAGCUGAAGGAGGACUUUCUCCACGGACUGAAGAUGCUGAAAGCACUUCAAAGCAAGCAUGUUGUCCGGCUGCUUGGCUACUGUGAACACCAGUUCACAAUCCUCACCGAGUACCAUCCUCUAGGCUCCCUGAGGGGCCUGAAUGAAACUCUCCACAUCCCCAAGUACAAGGGCAUGAACACCUGGCAUCGCAGGCUGAUGCUUGCUAUGGACUACGUGGGCGUCAUUCAGUACCUGCACAGCAGCCCUCUGGGCACCUUAGUGAUGUGCGACUCGAAUGACCUGGACAAGGUCCUCUCUCAGUAUCUCCUCACAAGUGACUUUCACAUCCUGGUGAACGAUUUGGACGCUUUGCCUCUUGUGAACAGGAGUGCCGGCAAGCUGGUGAAGUGCGGUCAUCGGGAGCUCCGGGGUGAGUUUGUAGCUCCCGAGCAGCGUUGGCCCUAUGGAGAAGAAGUGCCCUUCGAGGAUGACCUCAUGCCCCCCUAUGACGAGAAAACAGACAUCUGGAAAAUCCCAGAUGUCUCCAAUUUUUUCUUGGGCCACGUUGAAGGAAGUGACAUUGUGCGACUGCAUUUGUUUGACAUCCAUGCAGCAUGUAAGAAGGAGGACCCGGCUGAAAGGCCUUCUGCCCAAGAGGUCUUAGACACCUACAGGAAAGUUUUAACUCUGCUUAUUCGGGAGGCGGCCAUGCCUGGUACUAGGGAAAUGUUAUAGUAAAUCACGAAACAAACAACAUACUGAAGUUGACGUCCUUCCUAUUUAUUUAGCUUGCCUGAAGGGCAAAAUCUCUGU